This is a messenger RNA of Micromonas pusilla CCMP1545, 678 nucleotides long. RefSeq lists its product as uncharacterized. The coding region runs from base 35 to 364 and encodes 109 amino acids. Gene Ontology annotation, cellular component: cytosolic small ribosomal subunit. Gene Ontology annotation, molecular function: structural constituent of ribosome. The record is from RefSeq and is a predicted model, not a curated record. Lineage: Eukaryota; Viridiplantae; Chlorophyta; Mamiellophyceae; Mamiellales; Mamiellaceae. The transcript is spliced from 2 exons.
GUGCUCCGCACGGUUCACCUCAGGUGUUGUCAAGAUGCCGCCGAAAGCCCCUGAAUCGAAGGCCGCCAAGGCCGCCAAGGCCCAGGCCGGCGGCAAGGCUAAGAAGAAGAAGUGGUCCAAGGGGAAGAACAAGGAGAAGGCCAACAACCAGGUCCUCUUCGAGCAGUCCACGUACGACAAGCUCCUCGCGGAGGUGCCGAAGUACAAGAUGAUCACCAUCUCGAUCCUCUGCGACCGCCUUCGCAUCACGUGCUCUCUCGCGAGGAAGGCGAUCCAGAUUCUCAUCGCGAAGGGUCUCAUCCGCCCGGUGACGAUGCACUCCAAGCAGCAGGUUUACACCAGGUCCACGAACGUCGAAGAGUAAGCGAGCGAAACACUUGUUUGUGUUUUACUAGUGAUGCGUACUAUUCGUGGUGGAAGUGUGGAGUUGUGUGUGGCUCUUUGAUGAAGAGAGAGCCGCUGGGUGGGUGUGCGGUUUCGCGCCGCGACCUCUCGCGGUUUCGAGGCGGCGAAAAUAUAUUUUCGUCGACGAGAAGACGCGACGGGGGGGGGGGCGAGAUCGCGGGUGCGUUCGGAGGACGCGCGCCGGCGUGCGCGCGUCCACUACGGACGUUUGGCUCGUGUAGACGCUAGCGUUGUUACGAGAUGACCUCCCGCGUGGGGGGUUUGGUUCCAAAA